Molecule: messenger RNA, 801 nt
Organism: Penicillium macrosclerotiorum
Lineage: Eukaryota; Fungi; Ascomycota; Eurotiomycetes; Eurotiales; Aspergillaceae
Product: chorismate mutase ARO7
Exons: 3
Coding region: 1-801 (266 amino acids)
Biological process (GO): chorismate metabolic process; aromatic amino acid biosynthetic process
Cellular component (GO): cytoplasm
Molecular function (GO): chorismate mutase activity
Source: RefSeq, a predicted model, not a curated record
AUGGACACUGCAAUUAAUCUGUCCGAUGCCUCCAAGGCAUUGGACCUGGCCAAUAUCCGCUUCCAGUUGAUCCGACUGGAAGACACCAUCACCUUCCACCUGAUCGAGCGAGUUCAGUUCCCACUCAAUAAGACCAUCUAUGUGCCCGGUGGCGUGAAGAUCCCCAACAGCGAUCUGAGCCUGAUGGAUUAUAUGCUCCGGGAGCAAGAACGAAUCCAGUCGCGUGUCCGCCGCUACCAAUCCCCUGAUGAAUACCCAUUCUUCCCCGACGUGCUCGAAGAGCCGAUUCUACAGCCACUUGAGUAUCCUGAAAUCCUGCACGACAACGACGUGAGCGUCAACAAUGUCAUCAAGGAGCGCUAUAUCAAGGAGAUUCUGCCGGCCGUGUGCCCCCAGUUUGGAGGCGAGGACCGUGGCGAGACACAGGAGAACUACGGCUCGGCCGCGACCUGCGAUGUCGCCUGUCUGCAGGCGCUGUCGCGUCGCAUUCAUUUCGGCAAGUUUGUUGCGGAGUCGAAGUUCCAGAAGGAUCCUGAGUUGUUCGUGCGCUUGAUUCGCGCGGAGGACCGUGCCGGCAUUGAUGCGGCGAUCACCAAUGCUCAAGUCGAGCUCAAGGUGCUGGAGCGCCUGCGCCUCAAGGCGAAGACCUAUGGGACAGAUCCGGCCUUCCCCGAUGAAAAGGGGCAGAAAAUCAACAUCGAUGCUGUGGUGGCUAUGUACAAGGAAUGCGUCAUUCCUCUAACCAAGAUUGUCGAGGUGGAAUAUCUUAUGCAGCGCCUCAAGGGAACCCAAUGGGAAUGA